Emiliania huxleyi CCMP1516 is the source of this 1371-nucleotide messenger RNA. RefSeq lists its product as hypothetical. The transcript has 6 exons. NCBI's taxonomy places the organism in Eukaryota, Haptophyta, Isochrysidales, Noelaerhabdaceae. Bases 1 to 1371 code for a protein of 456 amino acids. The record is from RefSeq and is a predicted model, not a curated record.
AUGCGCGACGCCAGGUUGCUGUGCGUGCUUUGCGUCUCCCACGUGGCGCACGCUGUGCCGCUCCCGCCGCCACUCGGUGUGACCAGCGCUCAGGAGCGCCCUCUACUGCGGCAUCCAGAGUUCAGGAUUGCGUUUACUCUGCCGUGGAUCGGAUCGGCCUUCCCCGUCUGGGCGCCCUACUUCUUCGCCUCGUGCAGCCGGUCUAGCUUCAUUGCUGACUGGCUGAUCUUUCACGAGGGCUGCUGCCCUAGAAUACACAGCGCCCACCGGCAGUUGCUCGAGCAAAGCAGCGGUGCAGGGUGCCUGACAACGUCAAAUUAUACAACCUUGGCGGCCAAGGCCUACAUGCUCUCGUACCCAGACGUGGCGCCGCGCCCCUCUAAUCUGGCUCAUUUUCAAAAGGUCUUGGCAGCCUCUUCGGCACUCGGCUUGCGGCUGCCCUUGGGCACUGUCUUCCGAGACUACCUCCGAGGCUACUCGCACUGGUCAUACACAGACAUGGACCUGUUUGUCGGCGACUUGCCACUCUUUAUCGAGCUGACAGAGCUACGGGACUACGACAUCUUCACCUACACCCAGGGUGAUACUGAAAAUCUGUAUCUGCGCGGCCAGUUCGCGCCUCACCGCAACACGCCGUCCGUCAACGCGCUCUUUUUGAGGUGCCCGCGGCUGGGCGCGGGGCUGACCGAGUCGCUCGAGGCCAAGAGCCGUGAGGCUGAGAGCUCAAGGCGCGGACCGCACGAGCAAUACUUCCCAGACGACGAGGGCUGCUACUCGUGGGUCGUCGCGACCAGCUCGGCGCGCGUCCGCUACGCCCCCAAGGCCUUUGCAGACAUGGACUUCAGGCCGGUCUUCUUUGCAGAUGGCGCAAUCCUCAGGGAUGCCAGCGCUGACCGCGCCGUGCCGUCGGGCGGCUCAGCCGCGUGCAGUCUGGGCCAGGGCAGGAUGGAUACCGCCCCGUCGAUGGCAAUGGCGGGCGCCCAGCGGACCGUGGGGCCCCCUUUCCGCGUGGAACUCUCGCCAGCGUGCCCAUCAGAGGGCUGGCGACUCAACCGCUCGGGCUGGCCCGGCGAACAAGGAGCUGGAGAGUGGAGCUGGAACUGGAAUGUGGAGCAUGCAGACGGGUCGUGGUGGGCGCAAGUCAUGGCCCCGGUCGAGCUUCAAGGCGGCUGCGAAGAGGGCGCGUUCUUCCACUUCCAAACUUGGAAGCGUCAGUACAAGACGCUGGCCUACGGCAGUCCCGGGCUACCCGCACUGCGAGGCGGCCGCCACUGGAGGGCAUCGCCUGAGGGGCUGCUCCCCGUCGUCGCCCCCGACGGCGCUCUCGACAGAGGGCUGAAUUUGUCCGAAGGGGGUUUGUUGACUGGUUGA